Messenger RNA from Fukomys damarensis (Damara mole-rat), 2176 nucleotides. It is a transcript of the gene Timd4, whose product is annotated as T cell immunoglobulin and mucin domain containing 4. The record is from RefSeq and is a predicted model, not a curated record. Bases 10 to 1140 code for a protein of 376 amino acids. Lineage: Eukaryota; Metazoa; Chordata; Mammalia; Rodentia; Bathyergidae. The transcript is spliced from 8 exons.
CCUGCCAAAAUGUGCAAAGGGGCUGUCAUUCCGUGGCUGGCAGUGGCCCUUGGGUGGCUUUAUCUGACACCAGCCAGGUCGGAGGUUAUCCUUACGGCGUUUUGGGGCCAAUCCGUGACUUUGCCCUGUCUGUACUCAUCCUGGUCUCCGAACAGCAACAGCAUGUGCUGGGGAAAAGGCCAGUGUCCCAAUUCCAAAUGCAACCAGGCGCUUAUCCACACAGAUGGAAUCGGAGUGACUUCACGCGCGUCAGAAAAAUACAGACUCAGUGGGGAAAUCCAGAGGGGUGACGUGUCCCUGACCAUCUUAAACACAGAAGAAGAGGACAGUGGAGUGUACUGCUGCCGCAUAGAGGUGCCUGGCUGGUUCAAUGACGUGAAGAUGAACAUUCAGCUGGUGUUAAGGAGAGCCCCAACAACUAUAGGCCAAAUAUCAACCUCCCACCAAGCUACCACCACUAAUUUGCGGACAACCACAACUGUGCUGCCAACAACAGCCAUGGCUGCAGCGACCUCCCACCUUACCAGCACCCCGUUUGUGCCUAUAACCAGUGCUGUGCCACCAACAACAGUUGUGACCUCAACAGCCUCCCACCGAACUAACACCCUUGACAUGCCAACGACUGCAGCUGUGCUGCCAACCACCUUCCAGACUACACGUGAGCUCACAGCCAGAACCCCAUUUCAGACACAGGCCACCUCUAUCUUCAUAACAACAGCAACCACGUGCCCCCUGACAAGUCCGAGCUCUGUCCCAGAGAACACCCGGGAGCCUUCCACGCAAGGGCCCAUCUCCACUCCAGGACCCAACAACUCAUCACAGGUGACAAGGAAGACAUCUAAAGACAAAUCUGUGAAGAAAGCUCCAGAGCCAAAGCUCCGCACGCAGAUGGACACCUACCUGCUGAUGAUAAUCAUUGCUUCUGGUUUGGGACUUGCACUCCUGACACUGCUUGGGGUGUUUCUCCUGCGAGGAAAAGUCAUGAAAGCCAGUUGUUUGCAGAAACACAAAAGUCUUGCCGUUCCUCUUUCUCAGCCUGCCUCGUCUCUUUACAGCCCACAUGACCCGGGAGAAAGCCAAAAUGUCCUCAGUGACAUGCAGCAUGGAAAGGAGGAUGAAGAUGGCCUCUUCACACUCUGACUCACUCCGCUCAGCGCUGUGGGGUGGGGCCUGGCGUUUGAAGGGUCCAAACAAGUUUUGGGAUGUUUUCGUUUAAAAAAAAACUCUCACCUUUUCCACUGAUGUCAUAGCCCCAGUCUUGUUUUCAUCUCUCAGUUGAAAGGUAUUUUUUUUUUCCAGGAUCGGAAAUCAAACUCAGGACCUUUCACUUGCCAAGCAGGUGCAGUGGAACUGAGCUAAAUCCCCAGCCCUAGAAAGUACUUUGGAGAACACAUCUUCUUUGCACUAUGCUUAGUCAGCUCCUCCAUAUCCCUGCUAAGUGAACUUUUUACAUUGUGCUCGAAUAUUCUCAGAGAUGGUGAACUCAUUACCACACCGUCUCGUCACCAGUUCAGACUAGAGAGUUUCACUCGAGAUUCAGGCACCCAAAAGAAAAGACACAGAACUGUGCACUGGGUUAAACAUCUUUUGUUCAGCUGCCCCCAGCCCCUGGGUACUCGUGGCAGGUCUCAUGCCCCUGGCCCACUCAUGCUCGCAGCAGGCCUCUGCUGCUUAGUCUACAUUUAUACCAAAGCACACAAAGGUGGCUAUGCACCAGUAACAACCUUGGAUAGUUACUUACGUCGGCCAGCGCUGACCUUGGUUGUGGAACUUAUUCAUAUUGCAGUGUUGGGAGAAGCACCUGCUCGGGGUCCUGCUGACAAAGACCCCACUGCCUCCCCAUCUCCUUCCCUCCACAGCCCAAACCAGAGCACCGCCAUCUUGGCGUUUGCCCUUCCCUACACAGCCAUGGGAGUCCAUUCGAUCUCAGGGCAGUUCUAAGAGUAAGAAAUAUUUAAAACAAAAUCUGUCUCCAGAUAGCAUUACUGUGCUGGUCUUAGCCUCACACACUGUGCUUACUCAGAGCAUUACUGCUGUAUGUGCCUAGAUGUCCCCUCAAAGCCUCACGCAAAUGAGGUGGGGCUUUUCUUUCAGGGGUGGCCAAAACUGAGUGUGUGAUGCUGGGAUUAAGGGCGUGUGACUGCUAAAUCCGUCCACUGAUUGCUUUGGCACCGCC